Clupea harengus (Atlantic herring) is the source of this 3835-nucleotide messenger RNA. Its product is annotated as TBC1 domain family member 20. Gene Ontology annotation, molecular function: GTPase activator activity. Gene Ontology annotation, biological process: positive regulation of GTPase activity; endoplasmic reticulum to Golgi vesicle-mediated transport. NCBI's taxonomy places the organism in Eukaryota, Metazoa, Chordata, Actinopteri, Clupeiformes, Clupeidae. The record is from RefSeq and is a predicted model, not a curated record. Gene Ontology annotation, cellular component: endoplasmic reticulum membrane.
UUGCGUGUCGGUUCCAUAUGUUUGAUGGAAAGAGCCAACCGGCUUUAGCAGCGACGUUGUUAUGGCGAUACAUUUCAGCUUUACUGACACGACAUUUUAAUACCUAGAAAACUAUCUAAAACGCAUAGGAAUGUACCAGUUUCUAAUGUUAAGACAAUAAACAAUCCGAGGGAAAUGAAAAAGGGAAAGAAACACCAUCAAGGAAAUAAUGGGAACGGAUCGACUAGUAAUGGAAACGAGAAGAGACACGGGGAAUAUGUGUCCUGGAAGAAGAAGAAGCUUUUUGACAUACACCAAGCCCUCAACAGUGACCCAGUGGACAUUGAGACCCUGCGAAAGGCGGCCGUGAGUGAAGGUGGUCUACUGACAGAUGAAAUUAGGAGAAAAGUCUGGCCCAAACUCCUCAAUGUCAAUGUGUACAACCUCCCAGCAAAACCUGGGAGAGAUGUCAGGGAGAACCACAAGGACUACAACCAGGUGCUCAUGGAUGUCAGGAGAUCGAUGCGUCGUUUUCCUAGAGGGAUGCGGGUGGCUGAGAGAGAGGUGUUGCAGGAGCAGCUGAUUGACAUCAUCCUGGAUGUUCUGAGGAGAAACCCUCAGCUGCAUUACUACCAGGGCUACCACGACAUAGUGGUCACCUUCCUGCUUGUGGUGGGGGAGAGGAUGGCUAUAGCAAUAGUGGAGACUCUCUCCAAUCACCAUCUCAGGGAUUUUAUGGACCCUACUAUGGACAGCACAAAGCACAUCCUAAAUUACUUGAUGCCAAUUCUGGAGCAGGUGGACAGAGAGCUGAAUGAUUUCAUGUUGCGGGCUGAGGUUGGUACUAUCUUCGCACUCAGCUGGCUCAUCACUUGGUACGGCCAUGUCCUCUCCGACUUCCGGCAUGUUCUACGGCUCUAUGACUUCUUCCUGGCCUCGCACCCACUGAUGGCCAUCUACUUUGCAGCAGUGAUCGUGUUGCAUCGGGAGAAGGAGGUGAAGAACAGUGAGUGUGACAUGGCCAUGGUCCACCACCUCCUCUCCAAAAUCCCGCAGAACCUGCCCUACGAGGAGCUCAUCACCCAUGCACAGAGUCUCUUCGCCCGCUACCCGCCCUCCCUGCUGGCCAAGAGCGCCGCCCUGCAGUCCCGGAAGAGCAUCGCCAUCAGCACCUUCCAGGACUUCCAGCUGACCACCCUUCAGCAGCGGCCCGACUCCGUCCUGCGGCUCCAGGUCAACGAUCACCUGGCCUCACCCGACUCUGCGGCAACACCCACCGCUGCCAACCAACUCGUCAAGAUGGCCGUGUGGGGCAUCUCGGCAACCCUUGGGGCCGCGGCUUUGACGGUGGCCCAGACGGCUCUCGAGUGGGGCCCCGACUUCCUCCUCCAGCUCUUCUAGAGAAAAAAAAGAAAAAAACACACUACAAUCACCAGACCCCAACCAACCCCAAAAACCCAAACCCCUAGUCGUUGUGCCAAACCUGGGGUACCAGUCCUCUGCAACAUCCUGCCAUUAGUGACUUAUGGGUAAUUGCCCGAUUUCUCAAACUCCAACUUAUUUAUUCCGAAGUGAUUUUUAAAACCUAGACUUUCACCCCCUCUUAUUUGUCCUAGGAGUGAAGGGACUGGAGAUUAGUUUUGCUAAUGAUGCACAGGUUCCUGUGGUGGACCAUAAGCAUUUUGUCUGAGCGGCCUAACCUGCCCCAGAAGCUGAUUCAUUCACAGUAGCGCUGGGGAUUGUGGAUGAUUAAAACAGGCAUGCUUGUUUUUCUUCUCUCCAGCUUUUACACCUUCAGUGAAAAGAGAGAGAGAAUAAACACUCAGGCCAAAUACCAAGACUGUCAGGUGGCUGCCUGCAGACUACAGAGAGCACCCUGUGUCUGUGUGUGUGUGUCUGUGUGUGUGUGUGUGUGUGUGUGUGUGUGUGUGUGUGUGUGUGUGUGUGAGUGUGUGUUGGAGUAAAAGAAAAGAUCUGAAAAAAGAAUAUACCUUUUAAGGAGAGGAAAAGGCAUUGUUAUCCAUUAAUACUUCAUGAAGCGCCACGUUCUCCCUCUUGUGUGUCAUACAUAUACAUCCCUUGCUCACCUGGACACCUGAGGAAGGUCUUGAUCCUUCCUUAAAGCUUGAACUUUGAAACCAGCUAAACUUAUAAACUGUCUCACCUGCUGUGGAAGAACGUAGAAGAAGAACAAAAAAAAACGUAGGAAGAACCGUCCAGGACUCAGGCGAGUUGAGUCGGUCCGAGUCUCGCUCCACAGGCCCCCGGGCUCCCUGCACAGCGUCCAGGGGUCUUAGCUUGAGUGCUAACCUGUGGGGUGAUAAUGGAACGAGGGCCGACUGCCGUCUGAUCCAGUGCCUUGAGUGUGAUUGCUGAUGAGCAGCUGUUAGUCUGUCACACUGUGCCAACGUGUAAUUCGCUGCGUAAUCACCACUGCCAGUAGAAAAACCACGAAACACGCAUGCGCACACACACACACACACACACACACACACACACACACACACACAUGCAUGCACAUACACACACACACACACACACACACACGCACUCCUCCCCUGCCUCUUUUCUCCUCUUUGCUUUUCCUUGUUACCUCGAGCUAUGUCAGGAAAGCACAGGCCAUCUUAAUUUAAUGUGAAAUUAAUUUGCGCCCAAGGCUAUUGGCAGGAUUUUGGGCCAAACACCAAAGAUUUUAUCGGCUGACAAAUCAAGACAUCAAGAGCUUUUCAAAAUAGGAAUACUAGUGCACAGCAUGUAUCUUGGCUGUUUGUACAUGAAUUUAUUUGUAUUAUUAUUUUAACGUAGAAUUGCACCCACUCCAAUGAUCUGUAUGAUUAAAAGAAAUAACACGUAAUAAAUAUAGAAAUGUGUAGAUUAUGUGAAGGGGGUGCUAACAUUUUUUUAAACCCUGUAGAAAUGCCAUAUCUUGUGAAGAAGACACUAUAGUAUGCACUCUAGAUUGCAUCCAGCUUAACUUAGUCAUUAAUGAUGGGAAAAUGGGCAGCCACGGAGAAGACUCUGUGAAAUUGUUUUCAACGGUAAUUACGAGAGGGCUGUUGGCCUUUCAAAAACAUCGCACCGGUUUGAGAUAGGGACUUGACAGAUAGGAUCCUGGUUCUCUGGCCAAGCCAAGUGAAGGUCUUGCUGGCACCUGCGACGCAUUCGGCUCCAGUUGGAAACGUUUAGCGCGGAAACGCUGCUCUUUUGAUCAGAGCCUCUCACUCUCUCCUCGUCUGCUUUGAGGCUGAUCGGCUGUCCAACUGUUUACCUCCGAGGCCGCCGUCUGAAGGCAAUUGUGCGAGCAACUUUUUUUUCUUUCUUUUUUUUUGAAAAGCUCAAGCACUUUUUCUGCCAAGGAGAACUUCAACUUUUAAUGGAUCCCUGGCAGGAGUUGCGUUUGCCGGGAAAAGGCUUUGCAAAGUAACAGGUUGAAAUGUCACCACCUGCUCCGCUCCGAAACGCGAUCGCUGCUGCGCUACCUCUCCCUUCCGCCUGAUGCCUUUGCUGCACAUCAAAGCCGAAGCGGAUUCGUGGUUGUUUUUUAGGUUAAAACGCAGUGUUGGAACACAGUCCUUGUAAGUGCACUCAUUAAGGUGUACUGUAAAAUUGGACGUUGCCAUACGAUGCUGUAAAUGUGUUUAUUUAUUUUAUUUAUAGUUUGUUGCAAUAGGAAUCAGCCUUGCAUCAGCAUAUAUCAGAUGCCUUGUACAACGCCAUCUCUUGAGUGAGGUCUCAGAGAAUGUCAGUUAGAUACAUCGUAUUUUUAGAUUGAAAUGUCACUGUAUUUUGAAUGCAAAUAAGAGGUGAUUUUUGACAAGACAUGCAGAGAAAUAAACAAACACUGAGGAGAAAAAAA